AUUUAACUAAUUAUAAAUGAGAGAUGACUCGGGUUGACCCGGGCGGUGUCGGUGUAAAACAAAACCCCGAAUAAACCGAAAUUUCUAAAUCUAACCGAACCGGGUCCGGGUCCGGGUCUAUUUGAGUUGUAGACCAAAAAAAAAGAACAUUAGAAUUGAGCGAGAGUUGUUGAUCGAGAAUGGAGAUGGAGAAAACGACGAAGGAGAUGGAGAAGUUGUGCCAGAGGUGCAAGGGAAGCUACAGAGACUCCUCGAACAACGCUUCCUCUUGCCGUUUUCAUCCUUCCUUCUUCGUUUGUCGUCGCCACGAUGACCAGAAAAGGUACUAUGAAUUGGGACCAGAAGAUCCACCAUAUGCAGCCAAGUUCUACGAUUGCUGCGGUGCAGAGGAUCCUAAUGCACCUGGAUGUGUCACCAGCCCUCACAUUUCAUAUGACGACUGAACUUUUUCAUUAUGCCUGUGCUUUAAAUUUCUAUAAACAUUAUGUAAAUAAUCUCAUGUACCAUAGUGUUCACUGUUCACCUCGUGGAAUGAAAUAAUUGGCUUGUGAUAUAUGCGUGGUUACUGUCUUUGGACCACCUUCAGGGUUGUACACAGCCCGAGUGAAUUGUUUAGCUUGAAGCUUGCUUCGAUGAGUUUUGUUGUGUGUCAGAGUACUUUUGAUCUUCACAAUGAUUGAAACAGUUUCUUU
This is a messenger RNA of Brassica rapa (field mustard), 692 nucleotides long. RefSeq lists its product as uncharacterized. Lineage: Eukaryota; Viridiplantae; Streptophyta; Magnoliopsida; Brassicales; Brassicaceae. The record is from RefSeq and is a predicted model, not a curated record.